CCGAUUUUUGUUAUGGGGUCUCUAUUGACGACAAACUGACAACUAAAAAUAUUGGUCACGUGACGUGUGCAGCCAUCUAUUUACAGAUGUCGGGAUCUGGUAAUCUUAGUGAAAUAUGUCAAUCUAAGCUAAAGAAAUUAACAAGUGAUGUUUCUAAUUGUUUGGAAAUAUUGGUGAAUUGUGCUGAAAUUGCUGAAGUUGCUCAAGCAGAAGGAGUCAGUACGUUUUGUGUGGAGACGGCAGUUGAGCAUUGGUGUAAGGUAAACUUAGAGACAUGGAAUACGUUUACCACAAAUUGGCAAUCAGGAAAAGCAUCUUUGUGGUUGUCACAGUUGAAGAAACUUCCAGUUAAUUGGACGACUGCUAUCAUUGACUUGAUGCUAACCAGAAGUUGCUACAGCUCUUUAUGUACGUACUUUGUUGCAGGAUACAUUGAUUUUAUAAUGCAGUGUUUUUUCGAUGUGAGAAAGACAGAAUCUUUUCACACUGCUAGUGCUACGUCGAACUCUGUGUACGCAACAAGCUUAAGUGAACCUAUAGUUGUAGCAGAGCCCCCUAAUGCUAUAGAGGUACCAUUUCUGUCUUGCUCACCAGAGGUUUCUGAUCGUUCUACAGCUGCCGCCACAUCUUCCUCUGAGAAAGAUUUAGUUGACUCAAAAAAACAGAAAGCUGAAGACUUAGCUCUGUCUUCUAAUGAAACUACUACAAGUGAUUGCUAUUCACGUUAUCAUUUGCCUGAUGCUGAGGAAAGUCUUCUCAAUAGUUGUUUUGAAGCUUUUGUGUACUACCUUCCAGAUGAUGUGUUGACACUAGAAAUACCAACUUUUACAGCCAGUUGGUUGUCGUCCGCUUUACGGUUUUCUUCAGCUUUUGUAACCCAAAGCGAAGAAAGGUUGACAGCCUUGUGUGCAAAAAUCUACAAUCAACUUACUGGGAAGGACGUUAUUGAAUUGACGUCUAGAGUGAUGGCAAAUCUAAACAAUCGUGUUCACACCAAUGGAUACGAAUACUCUAACAGUGUUAUAGAGCUAUCUGAUUAUUAUCUCAAUUACCACGCAGAACGAGGCACAAUUUCUGCCGCUCAAUUUACGGAAGUUUUGCAGUCAACGUUGUGGACAUGUCGCUCAUCGUUUGACUCUCCGUUUGAAGCAAUGGAAUAACUGUUGCAAUCAAAUGAAAGUAAAAAUGACUCGAUCGUAGAAGAUAAUGUCACGAAAAUAAUUGAACUAAUAGAUUUUACCAAGCUCAGCCAAGAUGCACUAGAGAGAGCGUCGGAAAAUAGUCACAUUCCCAGUAGAGUUACUAUGGAAGCUGCCGUUAAAGUCUGCUCUAGACUUAGGAAAGAACUCAGUGAAAGCCAAACAAACCGGAUCGCUAGGGAGCAUCAAAUCGAAUGUGAGAGAGAGCGGCACGAACAAGACAUGGUUAAGCUGCAAGGCCUACUUCGUGAAACAGAGACUAGAGUAAAUGAGCUAGAAUUGUUUCCUCGGUUGGACGGUACAUGGACUUACACAGAUCCAAGAACGACAAUCAAUUCAGGCUUUUGGGGGUAUGAACGUUCUUCAUUAUCUUUGUCUCUAAACAUAACCCAGGCUCAGAAACAAAAGAAGAAUGAAACGAUUUCCUUUACAGUAACAGCUAAGUCAAAUCAUUCUGGCGUACAUCGCUCUACAGAGCAAGCGGAAUCUUGUGAAUUCAGCGUAAGACCAGCAUACAUUUUACCGUUGAUAAAGGAUAAAAGUCCUGGACGUGAUGCUCAUGUCAAUAGCCAGUACACGUGGCAAACUUGGUAUGAAAGGAUGGGAUCAGCAUGCAGUGGAGCAAACAUUCCUUCCUAUCUAGUGUAUGAUGUAAUCGAUGAUCGUAUAUUUUCUCCAUGGCCGUCCACAUAUUCGACAAGAGAACUCUUGGAAUGGACUAAAUCUCCAUUAGACGUUUCAACAUAGACUUUUCGCAAACAAACAUGCUAUUUGUAGCAUUGCAUGUACAUGUAUUAUAACUGUCAGUCUGUCGACGCCAUGUCGGUGUUGUAAUCUAGUUUUGAUCAACGGCUGUUUUAUCGCAUGUGCAACUGUGUCUAGGGUAUACGAGAACCUAUUUAUAUAUUUUAC
Messenger RNA from Corticium candelabrum, 2111 nucleotides. RefSeq lists its product as uncharacterized. Lineage: Eukaryota; Metazoa; Porifera; Homoscleromorpha; Homosclerophorida; Plakinidae. The transcript has a single exon. The coding region runs from base 1305 to 1946 and encodes 213 amino acids. The record is from RefSeq and is a predicted model, not a curated record.